Molecule: messenger RNA, 1284 nt
Organism: Zophobas morio
Lineage: Eukaryota; Metazoa; Arthropoda; Insecta; Coleoptera; Tenebrionidae
Product: EARP-interacting protein homolog
Exons: 13
Coding region: 20-1282 (420 amino acids)
Biological process (GO): protein ubiquitination
Molecular function (GO): protein binding
Source: RefSeq, a predicted model, not a curated record
AUUUUUUUAUCUGCAAGCGAUGUGUUCCGUGCUUAUUUAUGGCUUAGACUCCCAAGCUAGGAGUUUGGCUGUCCAGCAGGACUCUUCUGAUUUAGUUCGUUUCUUUUUAGGAACUCUUAACUUAAAACAAGAAAACAAGAUUUAUUUGCUUGAAUACGACGAGGAGCUCUCACAAAUUAAUAGCUUGUCUUUUGAACAUCCAGUUGGCGAAAUAUGGAACAUAGAGACGAGUUUUUCUUCCGGACAGUAUUUAUCAACCUGUUAUUCUGAUGGAUUGAUGAAGUAUCGACGAGCUGCACGCAUUUGGAGAGCCAAUAUCCCUGAAAAGAAACUAAAAGAUGUUGAUGCUUGCGAAGUUGGUAACUUAGAAGCUCUUUUUGAUAUUUCUCCUCAAGAACAAUCUAUUAAAAAUUUGCUUUGGAACCCGUUAGGAGACACCACGUUUUUAUCAGUUGGCGAAAAGAAUGUUAAUAUGCAUGACUUGACUACUUUACAGUCAAUUCUGACGGUGGAGCCUUCUGUUUCAAAAGAACCUUUAUUUUCCGGAAGAUGGUCUCCUCACCACUUCGCAAUAAAACUUUUUGGAAAUGGUUUAACACGUACGAAUUUUGCUAAACAAAAAAAAUAUUAUAAUUUACACUGCUUAUUUGAAUUGCUGGAAAGUGAAAGCGUGAAAGAUCACGUGGGCGUGCUUACACUUUUAGUCACAUUUUCUUUUAUACAAGCACUAUUUGCUGCCACCCAAGCCACGUCUGUUCUCUGCUGGGAUUCACGCUCUUCCAGUCAAGUAUUUUGUAUAGCCGACGCACAUAUGCAGGCUGUGCGGACGGUGGACUUCAAUCCCAAUAAGCCAUAUAGCCUCGCAACAGGCGGAGACGACGGCUGUAUCAAGUUUUGGGACACGCGCAGCUGUAACGAACCGCUGAAGAUCCUCGAGCAGCACACUCACUGGGUGUGGAGCGUUCGGUACAAUCACUUUCACGACCAACUCUUGCUUAGUAGUGGUAGUGACAGCAAAGUUUGCCUACACAACGUUACCUCACUCUCGAGUGAUCUAUUUAGCCACGUCGAGUCUUCUGAAAGCGGCGAGGAUGCUCUUCAAUGCACAAGAAAGGAACUUUUUGAAGAUAGAAUCAUAAAAGUUUACGAAGAUCACGAAGACAGCGUCUACGCUACGGAGUGGAGUUCUGCUGAUCCCUGGGUUUUUGCGUCACUUUCUUUUGACGGCCGGUUUGUUGUCAAUCAUGUGCCAAGCGAAGUGAAGUAUAAAAUUUUAUUAUAAUU